Melampsora larici-populina 98AG31 is the source of this 2758-nucleotide messenger RNA. RefSeq lists its product as uncharacterized. The record is from RefSeq and is a predicted model, not a curated record. The coding region runs from base 37 to 2430 and encodes 797 amino acids. Lineage: Eukaryota; Fungi; Basidiomycota; Pucciniomycetes; Pucciniales; Melampsoraceae. The transcript has 3 exons.
AAUAAAUAGUAAAGAUUAGUCAAUCGAUUUGAGGAAAUGGGAAGAACAAUACCUUAUAAUCAUUACCAUCAUCCUACUACUACUACUACUACUUUACCUAAUCGAUUGAUUAUUAAACUCGAACAUUUGUUAACUGAUUCUUUGAAAUCUUGUUCAGAAGAAUUCAUUCACUUUUCUUCUCAUCGUCAUCCAUUUCUAAAUCGAUUCUCUAAACCUGAAGAUUGGAACUUUGAUAACUUCUUAAUCGGUUUAGAAUCAACUUCAACUUCAACUUCAAAACAACUCAUGGAUCGCUGGGUUAGAAAUAUCGUCUUGGCUUCUGCUACUGCUUCUCAAUCCGAACCUAAUCCAUCUGAUCAACCAUCUCAUUCAACUUCAAACUCAAUCAGACCUUCAUCCGAAUCGACUCAUCAACCCAACUCACUCUUUCCUCCUAUAGAUCAUUCUGAUCAGAUUCCAGAAUCACUUCAGUGGUCUCAUGCUGUACCUCCUCCAAUCGGUUCAUCAUCUUCAAUCAGCUCUUAUAACCCUCUCGCCACUCAAGAAGGAUUGGCUGAUCAUCCACGCCUUCCAUCUGGUCCUGAAGCCGGUCAAUCGGAUUCUUCUCUUUGGCCAACUGACCCUCCUACUUCUUGGCAUCACAAUCUACCACCAUUCCCGGCUGAUCAUCUUCAAGCCUACGGUUCUCCUUAUACACGUCAUAUCCUAUCUAGCGUUCAAGGUGAUCUGGAUCAUUUCAUUCAAAGAAUGUAUCAACAUCCUCGUCCUUCUCAAUCCAAUCCAACCGCUACCACUACUACUUCUGACGCACAAGAUCAUCCAUCUCGACCCGAGCCAGUCGCUUCUACAGCUUCUCCUCCUAGCCUUGGCCUUGAUCCACCCGUUCCGGCUCGCACUCAAAGGAUUUCAGUCACCUUACCUGGCGUUCGCUCUAUCCUAUCAGCCACCUCUCCCGAAGCACUCUCACUGCUUUCACACAUCAGACAUCCAUCUUCACCUCUUCCUGCUAGUCUCACUGAUUUUCCGGUCUUUCCUGAACCAUUGGGUUUACAAUCUUAUCCUUCUCAGCUCACCGAGGCGGAUAUUCUUCAUAUGGGGCACUCCAAUCUGUUUAGAAGUGAAGAUGAAGAUGAAAACACUGAUCUACAUCCCUCCUUGAGCUACGAUCCAGUGCCCUUGAUACAUCUUAGACCACCUUUAUCCCAUCAACCGGGUCACAUUCCAAGCCCUCUUGAUGAUACUGUACCUAGCUUCGAUCUUACCCCUGAUACACCCUCACCAAUCGACCCCAUUGCUGACUCUGUCAGCCUUCGGUCUCAGCUAUCACCUUCAUCUGAUGAACUUCAUAUCACAUUGCAUGAAAAUAUGGAAAAUCCCGACUCGAGAGCCUCUGAAAGACCAAGCCCAAGUUUGACCAGUGAUUUCGAUCACCAUACUACUAGAGCUCGUGCUACCUCUCGUAUCACACGACUUCGAUCCCAACAAGGGCGUUCUCUUUCGGAACACACCUCUCCCGAACCAGAAGAAGAUAUCAGUACAACUCCCGAAGGCUCUCAAAGACGUCGAAAACGUAGCCGUACAGCUCCUUUGGUAACCCAAGACCUUUCCUUUGCCGAUCCGAGUUCCUCCCCGGCUUCCACGUCAAAUGCGGCUCCCACCACGGCCGAUAUUGCAGAAGAAGCAGCUCGUAAUUCCAAUCCACAUCGUGCACUACCUGCAUUCUAUUCUCAAGACCCACAGAUUCUUACUCCGGAGAUGACUAUUUCAAUCGAUACCGACCCCAUGACCCGUCGUCAGAUCAUUCUCGAUCAUUCUACUCACGGUCCUAUCAGAUGGCACAAUGCAUCACAGAAAGCUAUCUACGAUGCUUCCAAAGACGGUCUUGUGGGUGAAGAGAUUGGUCAGAUUAGAUUUAGUUAUCUCAGUAUUCCUCCUCGCGAAAGACACGGAGAUGGAAGUACUAGAGAGGCAAGCCAAGGAUUUGAGAAUCCAGAAGAAUCAAGUACGAGUCGAGCUACUACAGACAAUCAUUACCUUCGAUCGUUUUAUCUUACAAGUGGAGAAUGGGGACCGCCGACGAGUUCGACAUCUUUUCGAGAAUCAUUAGAGAUUCGACCUUCAUUGUUUAGUUGGGGUAGACGUGCUAUGGCACCUGAUGGACCACCACCACCACCUUUACCGACUUCAUCUUCAACACUUGAUCCGAUGGGAUCUAGUUAUUUACAACCUCGUGUGGCUCAUCAUUAUCCUCAUCAUCCUCAUCAUACUGGGAAUGGAAGAUUGUAUCGAUCUUCUACGUUUGCUAGACUUCCUCCUAUUAUUAAUGGUGGGGGGGGUGUUAGUUCUAGUAGUAGAAGAAUGAGAAGAGAAGCUGAAGAGUUUAUGCUUCCUCCUUUACUUCCUAGACCACCACCACCACCAUUUUCAUAAACUUUGAUCAUCAUGAUGAUCUUGAAGUUUUUUCUUUCGAAAAAAAAAUCUCAUUGAUUUCUUUUUUUUUCGUCUUUUUUUAUUAUUCAUUCUUAGAAUAUUUGAUUUAGUUUUCGAUGUUUCUGUUCUUGUUCAACUAGUCUUUUAAGUUUUUUUUGUAAUAGGUAGCAAUAUAAUCUUGAUUUAAUCAUUCAUCACUACAUCAUAUCUACAAAUAUAUAUAUUUUAAAAACUUUUUGUUUUUUUGAAAAUCGAAUUUGCAAGGUUUUUAUUUUAGAUUUUAGAUUUUUUUCGAUAUAUAUAUAUCUGUUGAAAUCCGUUUUGAUGU